Molecule: messenger RNA, 864 nt
Organism: Alternaria alternata
Lineage: Eukaryota; Fungi; Ascomycota; Dothideomycetes; Pleosporales; Pleosporaceae
Exons: 3
Coding region: 102-782 (226 amino acids)
Source: RefSeq, a predicted model, not a curated record
AAAUCACGGCAGAUUUCAAAGUGAUCAAGCUCACGAAUGUCCACGGUUCCGAAUGGCGGACAACAACGUCGGCACUCGGUCUUUGAAGUCAAACCUCACCUAUGGACUCUCGCACGAACAGGAAACGACCUUGGGAGGAUGGAAACGCCAUUGAUGUGCAGCCCAAGCGCGCCGGCCCGAAUGUUACAGCCUUCAUCAAUCAGCACCCAUCCCCGCUCCCGCCACGAGCCGGCCACUAUACUCACGGCGAUUACGUCCUGGACCAACAAAGAUUGCUGCCGCGCCCUGUUUCGUCCGGAAACACGUUAGCAGAGCUUGUAAUUUCGAAUUGUACGCAGCAAUUGCCGUCCGUACGGGCAGUCGUGUCGCUAGGCAUACUGAAACCCAGAGCCCGGUCUUUCUACGAUGUUUUCCAACACCGGCAUAGGAAAAUCCCGCCAUCGAGUCACGCAGAAGAUCCUUCAGUUCAUUGCCGAGAUACUGAACGGGUCAGUCUCCCGCAUAGCGGUUUGGACUUGCGUCUCGGUCACGGGCCUGAGCUGGCGCAUGCAGCAGGGACAAUUACUUGCUGCUCACCGGACUGCCAGGAACAAGCAUGUACAGACUCGUGCUCAUCACCCCAAAAGGUUGCCGCGGACUUGGGAAGGCUGGCCAAUAGAGUCCGAAAGUUGACGCGUAUAGAGCAUGACCUACCCACUUCAGUAAGUUGUUCGUUCUAUCUAGCUCUGCUUUUACCGCUAGGUUUUAGCACCCGCCUCCUCUAUCUACAAGGCCAAAGCUGAUAUGUUCUAAUAGCCGCCUGGAACUGAACGUCCUCGGAGUGAAGAGCCACUGCAACGGGCGCUUCGCUCAUUGCAUGAGGGU